Molecule: messenger RNA, 2106 nt
Organism: Cydia splendana
Lineage: Eukaryota; Metazoa; Arthropoda; Insecta; Lepidoptera; Tortricidae
Gene: IPIP
Product: sesquipedalian-1
Exons: 4
Coding region: 135-821 (228 amino acids)
Biological process (GO): endosome organization; receptor recycling; retrograde transport, endosome to Golgi
Cellular component (GO): recycling endosome; trans-Golgi network; early endosome
Source: RefSeq, a predicted model, not a curated record
UAUUAUAACUAACCGCUGGAACCGUGCACAACAAACAUUACAAAUGAAGUAUUUUGCAUAAUUAAAUCGCUCGAAAGCGGUACCGUUGGCGUAAAAGCGUGUCCUAUACGAAUCAACAUAACUAAGUGUUGAAAAUGAAGAUUAACGAGAAGAAUUUGUGUGCGUUCGCGUCGUCGGCGACGCCGGUGGACCGGGAGGGCUGGCUGGAUAUGCGGGAGGCGGGCAAGAGCUACACGCGCCGCUGGUUCACAUUGAAAGGGAAUCUGUUGUUUUACUUCGAUAAGAAGGGGGAUAAGGAGCCAGCGGGCGUCAUUGUGCUGGAAGGAUGCACUAUUGAGCUAACAGAAGAAGAGGAAACCUACAGCUUUAAGAUCGUCUUCCAGUGCGAGGGUGGACGGACAUUCUACCUGUGCACCAACUCACAGGCCUCCAUGGAGGCGUGGAUGAAAGCUCUGGCUUGCGCCAGCUAUGACUACAUGAAGCUCAUGGUAGCAGAGCUGCAGAGGCAGUUGGAUGAAGCUGAAGCGGAGGCAGCGGCAGAGGCCGCAGCGUUAGUGACCACACCGACUGAAGAGCCGCGCGCGCCGCCGCGGGGACAGAGAUACAAUCCCUUCAACAAACUACCAGAGAACGAGCCAAAGGCCGUACCGGGCAGCAGGCACCAUAAAGAGAACCUCCGACCAGACAUUUCUCGCAAGAAGGUCCCUUUCCGCGACAUCCACACCGCCUUUGGCCGCAAGAUCCUCUUGGACCGUAGCGAGUGGCGCGCCACGCUUGCUAAACGACAGAAGGUUGUGGAAUCACCGCUUAUACAGCUAUAAUAUCGCAAAAAAUGGAAGUUGAAAUAUUAUCAUUCGUCUGUGAUUUUAAUAAAGAGUGCAGACGCUGUUAAACUUUGAGACUUCGCUUCGACGUUCACAUCGCCUUCGUCCGCAAGAUCCUCUUGGACCGUAGCGAGUGGCGCGCCACGCUCGCUAAACGACAAAAAGUUGUGGAAUCACCGCUUAUACAGCUGUAAUAUAGCGAAUGGAAAGUUGAAAGAGCAUUCGUCUGCAAUUUUAAUCAAGAGCAAUACACAAUUGAACUUCUAGACCCUCACGCUUAGACAUUCACCUUUUUGGGCGCAAGAUGCUUGGCGAACGCGGCGAGUGGCACACCACGCUGGCCGAGCGACAAAAAACGGUAGAAUCACCGCUAAAAGUGACAGAAGCUUGUAACAUCAUCGCUUACAGACAUUAUAAGAAGCGAUAGAAAGCUGUUGAAUCGUCACAUAUACAUUUGUAAGAAGCAAUGAAAUGGUGUGUGAUCACAGCUUAUACAGUUUGAAAAAGCGACGCAACUUCACCACUUAAUGAGAUUUAGUCGCACAAUAAAUGUUCUGUUUCGCGACCUUCACACCUUCCGCCAAGUUCCGUCGUGGACGGAACCUUUUACACAAAUACUCUAGUAUUUAUGUAUCUCACGAUUUCUUUUACGUUUUGGUUCACCGCCUGCACUUUAGCUAUAAUUAGGCUUUAAUAUGUAAUAGGAUAAGAGAAAGGCCUUUAGGUACUUAAAUAAAUUCUAUGAGAUGACUUUUAGGCAAACAAUCUCUUUAAUGGUUUAAGGAAGAUUUUCGAAAUCAAUGCGGUGCCUGUUCAUGAGAACUUUGUAUGUAAUUAUGUGUUUUUAUGAGUAUUGCAAUGAUUAUCACAGUUUCACGGUGAAAAAACAACUUUAGGAUUAGAAGCUACAAAAUAUUUCGAAUUACGUAUUAUAAUUAUUAAUGAUCCGUUGACCCAACUUUUGAUUUGAUUCAUCCUGUUACAAAAAGUAACAGAAUUUGAAUAUUUUCGCCCAUAAGAUAAGGUCGGCAUUAGAACGGACUAUUUGUUAAAUCAUUCUCAACAUAAUUUAACAAGCUGGAAAUCAUGUUCUAGAAUGAAAAUUCUUUGAAAUUCUUGAUGUCGAUUUUAUUAUUAAAUUACUAUUAAUAACCUUAUUAUAAUUUUGAUAAAUCGUAAAAUAUGUGCUCACUUGCCUAUCAGUAUUAAACGCGCUUCUUAAAUGAGUUCCUACAUCGGUGUAAAUAACUAUUUAAAUGAAAUAAAUGAAACAACGGUUGUA